This is a messenger RNA of Saprolegnia parasitica CBS 223.65, 891 nucleotides long. RefSeq lists its product as hypothetical. Lineage: Eukaryota; Oomycota; Saprolegniomycetes; Saprolegniales; Saprolegniaceae. The record is from RefSeq and is a predicted model, not a curated record. Bases 1 to 849 code for a protein of 282 amino acids. The transcript has a single exon.
AUGAGUCGUCUCGUCUUGGUCAAGGUCCAGGAAUGCUACCUCGGCGUGGCGAAGAAGCUCGUCCGUGAUGUCGAAGAGAGCAUUGUGAGCGCAAGUGCCGUCGCUGCCAGCGCCGCGAGCAAGCGCAGCGAGUGCUUUGUCCACGAGCUGCGUCUGAAGCUCCAGUGUCGCCUCAAGUGCAGUGGCACGAGUGCGCUCAUUGGGAGCCUACCAACCGUCGCAGGCGACGUCAUGAACUGCGACGAUCAAGGGCCAUCGGUCUUUGCUCUUCCGGCCAACCAAGACGGACUCCACGUCACGCAGGCACUUUUGACGCACCUUGCCGCUCUCAAGGCCCAACUUGGGCCUUCGACACAAUGGAGCUCGACGAUGGCCGACGAGGUUUUGGACGUCAUCCAGAACGAAGCGUACGGGGCCGUGGACGGAAUCAUGCCACGCUGUGGGGCGCCGUGCCCACAUUGCCGUUGCCCGUGCACCAAGGCGCUGGGCCAUGCGUCCACGAAAGACGACGCUCUCCACGACACCUACCACCAACCGGAAGGCCUCGUUGGUGUGUAUAUGGUACGCUCGCACGAGCUUGUGUACCGAAGCUGUGCGACGUCUGUCGUCGAUGAUAUCAGCAUUGCUUUCGCGAGCGGCAGCCGCCCCUACAAGGAGUUUGAGGCGAUUUACCCGGGGUGGGCCUUGCCGCGCGUGACCAAGUUUCUUCCACUGCGCGAGUACAUCUUCAAACAAUGCCAGUCCGAGCUCUCGCAGAUGCACAACAAGCUCAAGUGCACCACGAUUCCUGCCUCGUACGACCACAACCUCGCCGACAUCGAGAAGCAACUCGUGCACCUUCUUUGCUAGCGACUAGGUUUACACCUACAACACAAUAUACCUUGUCUGGCA